This is a messenger RNA of Juglans microcarpa x Juglans regia, 702 nucleotides long. RefSeq names its product NAD(P)H-quinone oxidoreductase subunit O, chloroplastic. Gene Ontology annotation, molecular function: oxidoreductase activity, acting on NAD(P)H, quinone or similar compound as acceptor. Lineage: Eukaryota; Viridiplantae; Streptophyta; Magnoliopsida; Fagales; Juglandaceae. The transcript is spliced from 6 exons. The record is from RefSeq and is a predicted model, not a curated record. Gene Ontology annotation, cellular component: plasma membrane. The coding region runs from base 58 to 549 and encodes 163 amino acids.
UCAUCGUCUCUUAUCUCCACAAGACUACAGUGAUUUUGAAACUUUCCGAGGAGUCACAUGGCUCUCUCUUCCAUGGCUUUCACUGCAGUUCUCUCUCAGAGCUCUUUCUCAUGCCUCUCUCGGUUCCCUCCUACCUCAAGAAGAAACCCUCUUCGCUUGCAGUCAAUUAGAGCCGUAAAAGCCGCGGAACCAGGUGAGGAAAAGACUACGCAGACAAAGAGCGAAGAAGAGUCUUCCUCUAAUGCCCAACCCUCAACAAAACCUUCUAAGCUCCCCAAAAAGCCUGUAUAUUCGAUGAAGAAAGGUCAGAUUGUGAGGGUGGACAAGGAGAAGUAUCUCAAUAGUGUUAAUUAUCUAUCUGUUGGGCAUCCACCUUAUUACAAAGGCUUGGACUACAUUUAUGAAGACCGUGGUGAGGUCUUGGAUCUACGUCUUUUUGAGACGGGAGAGUAUGCUCUUAUUGCAUGGGUUGGUAUCCCAACUGCACCAGCUUGGCUUCCAACAGAUAUGCUUAUCAAGUCGGAUAAACUCGAUUACGAGAGAAUGUGAUCUACAUUCCAAGAUCCUAAUUCUAUGGCAUCGCUCGCUAUGUGGAGAGUACAACAUGAGAGUUUCUUGGUUUCUGAUUCCCAUCUGGAACUGUUUCUGUAUCUUUUGUACAUCAAUGUUUUGCAAGAAAAAGACGAUGAUCUCUUGGGUAAA